This is a messenger RNA of Nerophis ophidion (straightnose pipefish), 4033 nucleotides long. RefSeq names its product junctional cadherin complex regulator (gene jhy). NCBI's taxonomy places the organism in Eukaryota, Metazoa, Chordata, Actinopteri, Syngnathiformes, Syngnathidae. Gene Ontology annotation, biological process: axoneme assembly. The transcript has 10 exons. The record is from RefSeq and is a predicted model, not a curated record. Bases 681 to 2378 code for a protein of 565 amino acids.
CUUAUUCCCUUUUGGGGUGGGGGGGUUGCUGUGGCCUAUCUAAGCUACAAUCUGGUGGAAGGCGGGGUACACCAUGGACAAGUCGACACCUCAUCGCUGGGCCAACACAGCUAGACAACAUUCACACACUAGGGCCAAUUUAGUGUUGCCAAUCAACCUAUCCCCAGGUGCAUGUCUUUGGAAGUGGGAGGUACCCGGAGGGAACCCAGCAUUCACGGGAAGGACAUGCAAACUCCACAAAGAAAGAUCCCGAGCCUGGAUUUAAUAUAGGACUGCAGGACCCUCGUAUUGUGAGGCAGAGGCACUAACGCCUCUUCCACCUAAAGCCCAGUUCGAUUUUUAUUGUCACAUUUUUUAUUGAAUUUUUUUUUUUACUUAAUAUGAAACCAGCAAUGACGGCGUUGUGAGAAAUAAACUGAUAGACGAAGUUUAAAAUGUACGAUGGACAUUGAAAGCACCGUAUUGGGCGUCUUGUUUGUGUUGUCUCUCGGGUUACUAUGGCGUUUACACAUGGUUAUAACUGACGUCAUAGAGGACCAUGAUCAGAAAGUGGCGCAUUCGUAGUUUCGAGCACUAUCGCCGGAGCAAAAUCCAUCUUUUCGCGGGUUUACAUAUUUUCGGUGUAACGAGAGCAGGGGUUGACGGAUCUACUGGGGGACACGCUCACUGUUAGUCGCAACAUGGAUAACGAGCUUAGACCAGCAGAUGGUUCUCCUCUGCAGAGGCGAGCAGUUUUGACCACGCAAUGGGACUCUCUGGAGUCCAACACAGAUAACUUGUCCCAGGAGAGCAAACAGCAUCUACAAAUGCACACUGAUGAAUAUAUGCUGAUUCAAGGGAAUACGUUGGACAUCUUGAAGGGGAAAGACUGGGAGGAUGCAGUUGCAGGUGACACAAAUGAAGAUUUCCUGCUUUCUGAUGGCAUUGAAGUUUCAGCACAGCCCCACACGAAGAGGAAACCUGUAAUUGACACCCACAUAAGUCAGCUGGACACCUUUGAUUCCUACUCAGAAUUGUGCUGCAACCCCAACUGGAGGAUCAACAAAGAGGGAGAUGCCAUGAACUCUGCCCAGAAGCGUCACUACUCUUCUAGUCCGUUGCAGAAACCUUUCAUAGGAGAAUACAGAUACAUCUCUGACACAAGUUCAGCGGUGGUAUUCACUCCUAAUAUUGCUGGCGAUCAGUGUCAGCCAUACCACCUACACCCCCAAGAUGACUAUGUUUGCUCAAUAAAAACAUUUCACACACCUUUGGGUGAUAUAUCACCAAAGUGUAGCUCUUCUAAUAUAGCUACUAAAGCCAAUAGUGACAACACUUCCCAUAGGCAUUUCAAAGAGACCCUUCAGAACAACUGCCAUUUGGAUGAAAAUGUCAAUAGAUCUCUUGAGCUGACAGAGCAUUCUAUGCACUCGAAAGAAUAUAAGACUGACAACCAAAAUGGUCUAAAACACAUACCAAGAGAAUUAGUUCCAAUAUCACCCACAACAGAGAGCCCCAAGACUCUUAGAAAGAAAAAGAGGCAAAUACAGAAAGAGGACCUUGUACGACGUAACAAAAUAACGCUGGGUCGCAUCGCACCUAGUCUCGGAUCCUAUGUGAAUAUGCAUGCGCUCAAGCAGAAAAGGCCUCACGCUGUGAAAGAGACUACUGAGAAGGGACACAUUGCUGAAUGUCCAAAAGACCUAGAACUGGAACUGAUCCAGAAAACACAUCAAUUGAAGGUCACCAAUUUCACCGAAGAAAGUGAGGCACAGGGGAAUAUGGAACCAUACUACAGAAGCACAGAGAAAAGUCCAGAACGUACAACUCCAUCAAAAUGCCAAUUUCCUGGUAUGGACAGCGAACAGAAGUGUUGUCUGGAGGAGAGUGCAAAGACAACUGACAGCCUCCAUUGUCCCAGCUUUGAUGGCUGCCUGGCGCCGAUGGAUCAUCAGACAAGGGCAAAGCCUAAUUACAAGGCAUACAGCUUGAACGAAUACAAGGAGUUGAAGCUAGAUGUGAAUCUGCAAGGCCUGGGACCUGACUACAUGGCAGUUAAAAAGUGUGCUGAGAAGAUGAAACAACAGAAGCAGUAUUCAAAUGUGGUCCGUGAGAGGAACAAAAACCUCAGUAAAAUACCUUUCAUAAUGCCCAAGGAUCCAGUAGUCAAAGACAAGAGAAUUGCCAGGAUUAAGGCUUUGGAGUAUGCUAAGACCAUAGCUAAGCCACUCGUUCAGCCACAGUCAAAAUCAAGUCGCAAUCAACAGUCAGGAGGGUCUACCGGACACACUACUUCCUUCAAAGACUGGGACAUUGCACAACUGGCCACAGUGGAUCUUCUGAUGAAACGCCACCAAGAAGAAAAGGAUGCAGUCUUCAGAAAAGUGCAAGCUACUUGAGGUCAUCUGCAAAUCAUCUUCUCGAAGACAAGCUGGAGUUAGUUAUGGCUGCAAUUAACACCUAAUGAAUGUAAAGGGGUUUUUGAUCCCUUGUCCCCCACAGAAAGACAUGACAAGUUCAUAACUUUAUGGUAGGUGUAUUUUACAGACACAAUAUUAACAGAAUCUUAUGAUUUUAAUUGUAUUGGGUCUGGUUAUAUAUGUAUUUGAUCCUCCUGCAACCACAAUAAUUCUAGAAUUGCAUGAAGCACUAAAAUUUGUCCUGUCCCUUCAGCUAGGAACUCCAAAAGAAGAGCAUUUAAGACAAUAGUCCGAUCCCCUCACUUGGGAGCUUCUUGCAAUAUCUCACUUUGGAAUAAGGAUAAUUCUAAGAAAAUUGUGUGAGCUGUCCAAAAUUACCAUCAUUUCCACUACAUUUUUCCACAGGCUUGAACCAUGCGCUUUAUACAAUGCUGCAGCUAAUUUAUGGAUUUUUCCGCGUUAACGAGCUUCACAUGCCACCAAUUAAUUUAGCCUCGUCACAUCAGACAAAUAAAACUGCUCACAUUGAAUCAAACUGACUGACACAAUCAUUCAGUCAGCCAUUUAGCGUUAUGGACUCACCGUCGUUAUAGAGACACGUUGAAAUGCUUGAAGACUAUUGUCAUGGCCGUUGAAAAAGGAAACAGCCGCCGCACGGAACUGAAAACCGCCACCACUAAACGACUGCCACGCACCAAAGAAGAUGACUUCAGGUGACUGUAAGCCAAGUUAAAGACACUGUAUUGUGUAAAAUUUGUGAAUCAAUCAAUCAAUCAAUCAAUUUUUAUUUAUAUAGCCCUAAAUCACAAAUGUCUCAAAGGACUGUACAAAACAUUACGACUACGACAUCCUCGGAAGAACCCACAAAAGGGCAAGAAAAACUCACACCCAGUGGGCAGGGAGAAUUCACAUCAAGUGGGACGCCAGUGACAAUGCUGACUAUGAGAAACCUUGGAGAGGACCUCAAAUGUGGGCAACCCCCCCCUCUAGGGGACCGAAAGCAAUGGAUGUCGAGUGGGUCUAACAUGAUACUGCGAAAGUUCAAUCCAUAGUGGCUCCAACACAGCCGCGAGAGUUCAGUUCAAAGCGGAUCCAAGACAGCAGCGAGAGUCCCGUCCACAGGAAACCAUCCCAAGCGUAAGCGGAUCAGCAGCGUAGAGAUGUCCCCAACCGAUACACAGGCGAGCGGUCCAUCCUGGGUCCCGACGAGCGGUCCAUCCUGGGUCCCGACGAGCGGUCCAUCCUGGGUCUCGACUCUGGACAGCCAGUACUUCAUCCAUGGUCAUCGGACCGGACCCCCUCCACAAGGGAGGGGGGGGGGGACAUAGGAGAAAAAAGAAAAGAAGCGGCAGAUCAACUGGUCUAAAAAGGAGGUCUAUUUAAAGGCUAAAGUAUACAGAUGAGUUUUAAGGUGAGACUUAAAUGCUUCUACUGAGGUAGCAUCUCGAACUGUUCCCGGGAAGGCAAUGAACACAAACGCUUGUGUGGAUUGUUUCAAUGAGUACACCUACUUCUGCCAAUAUAUGUACAGUCUAAAAAAGAGGUGGAUGUGGAUCAUAUUUAGGUGCGCUCUGAAGCUCGUAAAUUUGAUGAGUGAGAGCUGAGACAACUGUCACCAUAAACAUUGUGGGUAA